This is a messenger RNA of Saccoglossus kowalevskii, 1062 nucleotides long. RefSeq names its product trans-L-3-hydroxyproline dehydratase-like. Gene Ontology annotation, molecular function: hydro-lyase activity. The record is from RefSeq and is a predicted model, not a curated record. Lineage: Eukaryota; Metazoa; Hemichordata; Enteropneusta; Harrimaniidae.
AUGUCAAAGGUGUCACCAGCUGAAGUAAUUCGCAUUAUAUCUACGCCAUACGAAAAGACGAUGAAUAUCAAAACAGUUGAGAUGCAUACUAAUGGAGACCCUGUACGUCUUGUCACAAGUGGAUGUCCUGAAAUCAAAGGUAAAGACGUCCUCGAAAAGAUGAAGUUCUUUAAAAACAACCUGGAUCACGUACGGCGGUUAUUAAUUCUGGAGCCAAGGGGGCAUGUUGAUAUGUACGGUGCUGUGUUGGUCGAACCCGACCACCCGAAAGCACAUAUUGCCGCUUUCUUCAUACACAGCAGCGGAUACGGCACGAUGUGUGGCCAUGCAACUAUUGCUAUAGCAAGAUAUGCUGUUGAUCACGGCUUUGUUAGUGAUGUCCAGGAACCAGAAACUGCAGUCAAUGUCCAAUGCCCAUGUGGACUGGUGCGAGCUUAUGUUGAAUACAAGAACGGUAAAACUGGAGCAUCUCGAAUACAUACGGUGCCGGCGUUUGUUUUUGCUACAGACGUUGAAAUCGAAGUAGUCGGUUAUGGUAAAUUAAAGGUUGAUAUAAGUUACGGCGGGGCAUUCCACGCCUAUGUAUCGGCUGACGUCUUUGGUUUAGACAUGCGUACUUCCCCUGUCCGUCAUAUCAUCGCAGCCGCUGGUGCACUCAACCGAGCACUGGUAAAGCAGGUAAAAGUGGAACACCCCGACAAUGACGAUUUAUCGUUCAUCUGUGGCACGGUAAUGAGUGACGGAAAAGAUGUGUAUGACGAUGGACCCACGGUUAAUGUUAUGAUAUGCGGCAAUUCUCAGGUGAGUCGAUCGCCAUGUGGGAGUGGUACAACUGGUAGAAUAGCUCUGUUCUAUCACAAGGGUUUACUUGCUGUUGACAAACCCAGAGAAUUUCAAAACCUAAUUGGAUGCAAUUUCAUUGGCAAAGUUGUUCGUUCAACAAAAUGUGGCAAGUUCGAUGCUGUCAUUGUUGAACUGAAGGGGCAUGGUUACUAUAUUGGCAGUGCCAACUUUACAGUAGAAGAAGACGAUCCACUAAAAGAUGGAUUUCUUAUUGACUGA